Ichthyophthirius multifiliis is the source of this 912-nucleotide messenger RNA. RefSeq names its product RNA binding protein, putative. The transcript has 5 exons. Gene Ontology annotation, molecular function: RNA binding. The record is from RefSeq and is a predicted model, not a curated record. The annotation marks the transcript as partial. NCBI's taxonomy places the organism in Eukaryota, Ciliophora, Oligohymenophorea, Hymenostomatida.
AAUCCUUUAAUGGAUGAGAACUUGACUGCAAAGUAAAAACGAGAACAAGAUUAACGAACAAUAUAUAUAUCUAAUUUAAAUAUUUCAGCAUAAAAAUAAGAAAUAAUAGACUAAUUUAAAUAAAUAGGAAAAAUAGAAAAUAUUUGGAUUUAGGAAAAAAAGAAUUAUAAAAAACUAAAUGUGCAUAUAUAAUAUUUUCUUAAAAAGAAGAAGCUGAAACAUCAUUAUAAUAUGAUGGAAUUAUUUUUUAGAAUUAUGUUUUAAGGGUAGAUAGAGCUUUAGAACAAAUAGUAAAAUGAUUAUUCAAGAACUGCUCUAAUUUAAAAAUUUAAUGAAGAGGCAAAAGAAGAAGAUUUUAGAGAGUUUUUUGAAGAUUGUGGGAUUAUUUUAUAAAUAAAAAUUUUAAAAAAUACUAAUAACUUUGUAGGAGAUGGAAUGGCUUAUUUAUUUUUCAAAGAAAAAAAAGGAUUGGAAAAUGCACUUUUAAAAAAUGGAAAAAAUUUUUUGGGAAAAAAAAUUAGAAUUUAAAGGGCUGAGGAAGAAUUUUAGACUUAAAAAUAAGGAGAAAUUAAUAAUAAAGGAGAUGAUAAAAUUAUAAAAAAAAAAAAGAAAAGAAAUCAUGAUAUAAUUCCUCUUAAAAAGUUUAAUAGUUUAGCUAAAAUAAAUUUUAACUAAAAUGAAAACGAUAUUUUCGAAUUCAAAAAUGAACUUGCUAUUGCGCCAAGAAUUAUUAGAAAAAAAAUAAAAAAACUUAAAAGAAAAGGUUUUUCUGAAAAUUAAUAAUUCGUGAAAAUUCAAAAAUUAAAGAAAAGUAAAAAAGAAAGUAAUGAUAGAAACAUUUUCAAUAACAAAUUUAGUUUGUAAGCUAGAAAAGAAAAAAGAGAAAAAAGGUCUAUAUUAAAUAAAAAAAAG